CUCCGCUCUCCAGGAGCUGCGGCUGAGGCUGGGAGGCAAGAGAGAACAAGCCCACAGGAAAGGAGGUUUUUGUAUUGCAAAGAUGUUUUCUUCCAAUGACUAUGGAACCAACUCCUGGGAGCUUAUUAUCCGCGUUGAUCACCAGUAUGAAAAGGAACAAAAAGAAUUUACACUUAGAGUAUCUGGAGACUUACAUAUUGGGGGAGUCAUGCUCAAGCUGGUGGAGCAAAUCAAUAUAGCUCAAGAUUGGUCAGAUUUUGCUCUUUGGUGGGAACAAAAACAUUGCUGGCUUCUAAAAACACACUGGACUCUGGACAAAUGUGGUGUCCAGGCAGAUGCUAGGCUGCUUUUCACACCUCAGCAUAAAAUGUUACGCCUCCGUUUGCCAAACAUGAAAACUGUGAGACUAAGAGUCAGCUUCUCAUCUGUUGUCUUUAAAGCUGUUAGUGAUAUCUGCAAAACCCUUAAUAUUAGGAGAUCAGAAGAGCUUUCUUUGUUAAAACCAUCAGAUGAUUAUUUUAAAAAGAAAAAGAAAAAAGAAAAGAAUAACAGAGAGCCUAUAAUUGAAGACAUUCUAAAUUUAGACAACUCUCUAACUAUUCCAGGUUCUCCAGCAAGUCCUGGCUUAUACAGUAAAACAAUGACUCCUAUAUAUGAUCCUGUCAAUGGAACGCCUGUUUCUUCCACUAUUACUUGGUUCAGUGAUAGUCCUCUGACAGAACAAAGCUGUAACAUGCUUGCUUUCAGUCAACCCAGCCGUUCACCAGAAACACUUGCUGAAAUGUUCCAGCCACGAUCACUAGUUGAUAAAGCCAAACUUAAUGCAGGUUGGCUAGACUCAUCCCGCUCCCUUAUGGAACAAGGCAUUCAGGAAGAUGAAAAACUAUUGUUACGCUUUAAAUACUACACAUUUUUUGACUUGAAUCCCAAAUAUGAUGCUGUUAGAAUAAACCAACUUUAUGAACAAGCCCGGUGGUCCAUUCUAUUAGAAGAAAUUGACUGUACUGAGGAGGAGAUGCUGAUCUUUGCUGCUUUACAGUAUCACAUAAGCAAGUUGUCAUUGUCAGCAGAAACUCUGGACUUCACAAAUGAGUCUGAAGUAGACGAAGUAGAAGCCGCCCUGUCUAACCUGGAAGUCACAUUAGAAGGUGGAAAAACAGAAAACAUUUUGGAGGACAUUACAGACAUACCAAAGCUUGCAGAUUAUCUCAGAUUAUUUAGGGCCAAAAAACUAACAUUAAAAACUUUCAAACAAUAUUGGUUUGUCUUUAAAGACACUUCAAUAGCCUACUUUAAAAAUGAGCACCUUGAACAUGGGGAACCAGUUGAAAGACUAAAUCUUAGAGGCUGUGAAGUUGUACCUGAUGUAAACGUAUCAGGGAGAAAGUUUGGAAUCAAGUUGCUAAUCCCUGUUGCUGAUGGUAUGAAUGAAGUAUAUUUGAGAUGUGACAAUGAGAAUCAGUAUGCCAGAUGGAUGGCUGCCUGCAUCUUAGCUUCAAAGGGCAAAACUAUGGCAGAUAGCUCCUAUGGGUCUGAAGUAAACAACAUUCUUUCAUUUCUGAAGAUGAAAAACAGAAAUACAACUUCACAGGCACCUUCUGAUCCUGAAUGCAUGGAUAUGAAACCAGAAUGUUUUGUGUCGCCUCGGUGUGCAAAAAAAUACAAGUCUAAACAGUUGGCAGCUCGAAUACUGGAAGCCCACCAGAAUGUGGCACAAAUGUCUCUGGUUGAAGCAAAGCUCCGUUUCAUCCAUGCAUGGCAGUCCUUACCAGAAUUUGGGCUCACGUACUACAUUGUCAGGUUUAAAGGAAGCAAGAAAGAUGAUCUUCUUGGAGUCUCAUAUAAUAGGUUAAUUAGGAUAGAUACAGCCACAGGGGAUCCAAUUACAACAUGGAGAUUUGCAAAUAUGAAACAGUGGAAUGUAAACUGGGAAAUCCGUCAGGUUGCCAUAGAGUUUGACCAAAAUGUAUCUAUUGCCUUCACUUGCCUAAGUGCAGAUUGCAAGGUAGUACAUGAAUAUAUUGGUGGCUAUAUCUUCUUAUCCACUCGCUCCAAAGACCAAAAUGAAACACUUGAUGAAGAGCUCUUCCACAAAUUAACAGGAGGUCAGGAGUGAGACAGAUGACUUGAUUGACGUUUGCAAACAAAACCAUCAUAUUUGUCUUUUGUGUUGUUUUUUUUUAAUCCUUUGAAGCUUCCUGAAAGAAUAAUAUAACAAAUACAGUGUAAAUUUUGGGACUUCCAGAGCUAAAUCCCAAUGGAUAUCUCUCCCUCCCUCUUUUAUUACUAUUCCCUAGAAUCCACAUCUUGUUUGAUGCAGAAGCCCAAGCACAUUCCCUUCCUCCUUGAAGCAUUUUCUCUGGUGGAAUUACUUGAAUGUGAAUAUUUUGACCACAAAGUUUGAUUUCAGCCCUAAGGUGACAGCAGAAUCAUGGAGAAAGAAGAUACAGAUAAAGCAAAGCCUUUCUUAUACAGACUGAGAAGCAAAUGCUUUGCUUUCAUUCAUUCCUGUGGGAUGUUCUGAGAAGAUUCCAUCAAGGAUUCUAUCAGAUUCCCCAAUGAACUAGAACAUGCCUAUAGAUUUUGAGAAAUGUUUUCAUUUUCUGAAGGCAGAAAAUGAGAAGAAAACUUAGAACUCAAGAGCAAUAAUACAUAGAGAACCAGCUUCUAUCAAGCCUAAUUCUCCCUGACUCCAAACCCAGAUAAAGCAAAUCUGAAAACAUCUUUCAGCCUCUAGAUACAAGCCUCAAGAUUGAAGGCCACUCCAAGGCCUAACUUGAUACUUGGGCCCUAGGACAUGUGGUUCACUUAGUAACAAACACAUUAGAAACAUUUUCUUUUGACACAAAUUGAUAAUUUGAGCAUAACCCUGACACCAUCAAACUUCAAUAAGUACAAUUUACAUAUGAAACCUAAUAUUUCAGUUUAUGGAUUAGAAUUAUAAUAUUGAAAUUACAUAUAACUAGUCUGUUUGUCACAAAGAACAAAGUAGUACAUAACUUAGCAAAAUGAGGCCUUGGUUUCAACUGGAGUAUUCUAUAUUUCCCAUUUGUCUGUCAUUUCCAUAAUAACCUUUUACAAGGGUUCACUGAUUUUAACCAAAUUUUGUCUGCCACAGAAAGUGUCACGUAAACUUCAAGUUCCAUUUGUGGGUACUUGGCUAUCACCAAGGAGACAAUGGCAGUCAAAUGAAAUCUUCCAAAUGAGUUAUUUGUACUCAGUAAAGAUGCACUUUACAAAAGCAUUAGUUUAAAUUUAGACUAGCUCAUUAUCCUCUUAGGGUAUUAUUAGAUUUCUAAAUAGCCACAUCAAGGCAACAGGUCAACAAGCAUUUAUUAAUCACUUACUGUAGACCAAGCACUGUACUUAAUGAUAUAUGCAACUCAUUCUUUGUCCUGUAAAACUUUACACUAAUGCAAACAAUUUAAAAUUACUUGCUUUUCUGUCUACAUUAGAUGGGAAAAUAUACAUUUAAUUUCUUUCAUGUGUAUGUGUACAUGGACUAGAUAUAGGAACUGUGAUUUCUUUGCUAGAGAGAACUAAUGAGGAAAGCCUCUGCCAGUGGAGACUGACCUUGUACCUUCUCUUCAACAAAGUCUUUUCUAAUUCUGAAUUUAACAAAUACCAAAUAAAAUGUGCAUUUCCUUAUAUAUAGUAGAUCAGAGAAAAGAUUUUAGACUUCAAUAUGUUACAUAGAGUAUGCUUUUCUUUUAAAAUAUCUAAUAACAAUUGUACACUUGAAACCUUUGUGUUGACUGGAGGUAUUGAGUCAUAGCCCGUUAAGCCUCAGAGGCAGAUCUGGAACUCAGGUCAACCUGGCAUCAAGGUUGGCUCUCUAAUACUGCCUCUCUACUUUUUAACUACAGUAAUAAA
This is a messenger RNA of Dromiciops gliroides (monito del monte), 3873 nucleotides long. RefSeq names its product FERM domain containing kindlin 1 (gene FERMT1). Gene Ontology annotation, biological process: cell-matrix adhesion; integrin-mediated signaling pathway. Gene Ontology annotation, cellular component: focal adhesion. The coding region runs from base 83 to 2116 and encodes 677 amino acids. Gene Ontology annotation, molecular function: integrin binding. The transcript is spliced from 15 exons. The record is from RefSeq and is a predicted model, not a curated record. Lineage: Eukaryota; Metazoa; Chordata; Mammalia; Microbiotheria; Microbiotheriidae.